UUCGAGGGUCGCAUUUCCAGCUGAUUUGAAUGAGACAAAGGCUCGGGAAAAAGGUUGGAGUUCCUCAGUAGGGAAUUGGUGGGCAAAGUGUCGUGACAUCUUAAAAGCCAAGCAAGCAAACUUCGCAUCUCACAACUUCAGUAGGCACAAUGGCAUACCUAAUGGCAGACAUGUCCAAUGAUGUCUACGACCACCAUCCUGACACUUACGAUCUUGUGGGUAAAGACCGCGAACUCGGUCCGUACACGCUUAUUCUCGGCGUCUUCGUCACUUUGAUCCCAAGGCUCAUUCCCAGAAUUCUUCCCCGUUUCAUCAAAAACGAUGAAGUCCGAGAGAGAUUUGACGAUGAGGUUUACAUGAAGGACAUUGAGGAACAAUUCAGACAAAGGUUCUUGGAGAAUCUAGGGAUUUUCGAGACAUUGGUGUCAACCUGGAGGGACAAUGGCUUGGACCUGAGCCAGUUCGGCAUCAACCUAGGGCCUGACAAGGCUUCUGCCAAAGACGACUUGGUCGCUGGAAACCCGGAGAACUUCCAGAACGAUCUGUUGAGGGGCAUUCAUUUUCUCCAAAGUCGAGUGUCCAAUCAUGCACGAAAGGAUGACCGCAUCGCUCAGAUUGCAGAAACUGUCUGGGGUGUCUUUACUACCACUUAUAGAACCGUGACCAAUUACUUGGAAAGCACCACAGCCUAAGACUGGUUCAGGAAAAGCUCAUACUCGGGUGAAUUUCAUGAACAAAAUGCAUCAUAUUGAUACGGUUCGAUUAUUCGUGUCCAGUUUUUUGCUAUGUAUUACAAAAUACCAUUCUGUGCGAACAAUUACGUUACAACUCUCUCUUGCGAUUUUCAAUACACAUCAGAAAAAGAUAUCAGAAAGACAAAUAAAAAGAAAAUAUACAUCAUUUAUGCAUUACAACAUUGUCAU
This is a messenger RNA of Tigriopus californicus, 923 nucleotides long. RefSeq lists its product as uncharacterized. Bases 150 to 692 code for a protein of 180 amino acids. The record is from RefSeq and is a predicted model, not a curated record. NCBI's taxonomy places the organism in Eukaryota, Metazoa, Arthropoda, Copepoda, Harpacticoida, Harpacticidae. The transcript has 5 exons.